UAAUUAAGUUAAGCAUCACAAUGCGUCAAAAAGAUCUGCGCCCAGCACCUGCUCUUAUUGAGUAUAAGGGCAUGAAGUUCCUAAUCACCGAUCGACCAUCAGACAUAACAAUUAAUCAUUAUAUAAUGGAGCUUAAAAAGAACAAUGUUAACACUGUUGUGCGUGUGUGCGAGCCCAGCUACAAUACCGAUGAGCUGGAAGCCCAAGGCAUUACUGUCAAGGAUCUGGCCUUUGACGACGGCACCUUUCCGCCGCAGCAGGUCGUUGACGAAUGGUUUGAGGUUUUGAAGGACAAAUACCAGCAGAAUCCCGAGGCUUGCGUUGCCGUGCACUGUGUGGCUGGUCUGGGACGUGCCCCCGUUUUGGUAGCACUUGCACUCAUCGAAUUGGGCUUGAAAUAUGAAGCGGCUGUUGAAAUGAUUAGAGAUAAGCGACGCGGCGCCAUCAAUGCCAAGCAACUGUCAUUUUUGGAAAGAUACAAGCCGAAGGCGCGGCUAAAGCACAAAAAUGGCCACAAAAAUUCAUGUUCUGUGCAAUAGAUUUCCAAAACCAUAUGUAUAUUCCCACCAGAUAAAAAGUGUUCAUUUUUUCAACAAAAAAAAAAAAAAAAGUAAUAAUAAUAA
Molecule: messenger RNA, 623 nt
Organism: Drosophila novamexicana
Lineage: Eukaryota; Metazoa; Arthropoda; Insecta; Diptera; Drosophilidae
Gene: PRL-1
Product: protein tyrosine phosphatase type IVA 1
Exons: 4
Coding region: 21-539 (172 amino acids)
Biological process (GO): protein dephosphorylation
Cellular component (GO): nucleus
Molecular function (GO): protein tyrosine phosphatase activity
Source: RefSeq, a predicted model, not a curated record